Molecule: messenger RNA, 997 nt
Organism: Momordica charantia (bitter melon)
Lineage: Eukaryota; Viridiplantae; Streptophyta; Magnoliopsida; Cucurbitales; Cucurbitaceae
Biological process (GO): ERAD pathway
Cellular component (GO): BAT3 complex
Molecular function (GO): polyubiquitin modification-dependent protein binding; misfolded protein binding
Source: RefSeq, a predicted model, not a curated record
UAAUGGUGAAUUUGUGAGAUACAAAAAUUUGCCGAAACAGAAAAAUUCUAAGCCUUUCUUUUUUCCUCAAGAUUCAAUUCAUUCUUCAAGGAAGAAAUUUCAAGAGGUCUUUCUGAGAAUUGUGUACUCCUACCAAUUUUCUGUGUUUGAUCUCCUUUUUAGCCCAUUCUUGAUUCAUUUGACAACAAUUUUCGAGUUCAUGAACCCCCUCGAGCAUGCGAUAUCUCAAAAUGGUGGAGAUCUGCCAAGGGUGGAACUGCCUACCAAUCCCCAUGAUUUGCCAACUCCUGAAUCUUUGGGGCUUGUCUUGCGACAUGCUCAACAGCUUCUAAGUGAUUAUGCCACCACUUCCUUGCCGAGAAUUGUUGAGCGAUUGGAGCAAGAGGGGUGUUCCAGUGAUCCAAAUGUGAGGGCUCAAAUCCAGGAAGAGUUGGUUCAAGUAGGACUUAGUAUGCGACAAUUUGGAGCCCUUCUUCUCGAACUUGGUCGUACGAUCUUGACCUUUCGCAUGGGACAAUCACCCAUUGUGUUUCAAGAUCUCGUUCAAAAGAUUAUAUCUACCAAUUCUGCCACCGAUGUCUUUCGUGCUGUGGCCGAGAGUUCAGCUCGAUUCUCCGGCCAUACUACUGAAGAUAUCGCAAAUGACUUGUGCAGCGAUGACAUACUUGCUAAGGAAUAUAUAGAUAUGUUAGCAACUGAUAUAAGCCGACGGUUGCUAGCCAGUACAGAUCAGGAAUAAUAUUAGUACACAUCUCCAACUGGAAGAAUAUUAUUGCAGAUUCCUGGAUGAAACUGAAGCCACUUUUUUUUUUUUUCCCUUCCUUGAUUUCUCUCUAGAUAAUGCUUCUCCAGCUUUUUAUUUUUUGUUUUAAUUUUUUUUUUUCUCUUGUGCGUUGUCUUCUUAGACAGAUUCUUAUAAUCUCUUUUAUGCCUUAAUCCUAGAUGUUUGGGCCAAGGUCAUUCUACUCAUAAGAGGAUGUAGGUUAAAAUGGUAGAA